AUGGUCCGCUGGCUUGUCUCCAAGAAGGGUGUGCCCGUGUUGGCAAGCGUGAGAUCGGACCCUGCUGCACAGUCACCAUGUGUCUUGGUCGUGAAGUACAACGAGGAGCCAUUGCAGCUUAGCUUCCAUUUACAAUGCACGACUUUCAUUAAUGGCUUCGAUGAUGAGCAAACGUUUACUUUGAUCUAUGAUGCUGACAACCUGAUGCGCGACGCAACUACGCUCAGCGAUGCUACCACGUCCCUUUCCCACGACCAGUUGACCUCCAUCGCACGCGCCGGAAAUCCCCAAAUAAGAGCAUUGGCUCUAACGCUCGCGAAGCCAUGCAAGAUCAGGUGCCCUUCUUCAACCGCUACCUUCACAUCGAAGAGCGGAUAUGAGGCCCCCUUCCACCGCCUGGCUGCCCUCGCGAAAGCUACAGCAAUCGAUAUCACCUUUGACUACAAUUGGGUGCACGCCAACAAUCGUCUUCCUCUAGAACGCCUGUUCAAAGAAUUGGGAGCGUUUUCGGGGGUCUCUGAGAGUGCCGAUGGAUGUGUAUACGCGGAUUGGGCCAUCUUCUGUACCGUUGAAGAAGACCACCAACCACCACCUUCGUACACAAACGCGGUAGACGCAGGUGCAUCACAAAAGCGACCCAGGCGUGUUACACCACCCUCGCAGCCCGCAUCGCCGCCUCAUAAACGUCCGCACCACGAUCAUGGGUCGCCCACAGAAGUUGCGACAUCCUCCCCUUGUCCACCCGGCACAUCCCAUCAUUCGCCAUUCGAGAAGGAGGAAGCAGGACUUACGAGUGCACACCCAUCUCUACACGCCAGUGCCCAGCUCGCCUUCCAAGACGUUGUCAACAAGGCCGUCGCGGCUCAGCUUCCAGCCAUUGUCGAAAGUAUGUUGCCCAACAUUCUCAGGAGCAUAUUGCCGGAUGUCCUCCAUAGAUCCCUUGCUCCCAGACAAUCACCGUCUUCGUCGCCUCCCCCUAGAGCCAGCUGUACGCCCCAACCCUCGCCUUCCCUCGGCACACUCAUAGCCGACCGCCUGGAAGUUCUGGCCAAGGAUCACUUGACUUCGAUCUUCGCCGAUGCCAAUGACCAAGCGUACAGCCUCCGUAAUCAAGCUGAAGGAGAGUUUGAGGACGUGGUUGCCGACCACAAGCUUGAUGUCGACACAAUCAAGGAAGACUGCAUACGAGAGCUUGGUGAAGUAGUUGACGAUAAGCUGUGCAAGUUCAAGGAGGAGACUGAGGAGAUUGUUGAAACUGCCGUGGAAGAAGUGGGCACCAAGAGCGGUGAAAUUCGCGACGACUUUUGCGACGGGCUUGAGGAGUUCGUGAAGAUAGCUUCUGCUUCACUCAAGAAGUUGAGAGAAGGGAAAGGCCACCGCAAUCGCAUGUCGACGAGUCAAGACUAA
Molecule: messenger RNA, 1407 nt
Organism: Alternaria metachromatica
Lineage: Eukaryota; Fungi; Ascomycota; Dothideomycetes; Pleosporales; Pleosporaceae
Exons: 2
Coding region: 1-1407 (468 amino acids)
Source: RefSeq, a predicted model, not a curated record